CAGCAUAGUUUUAGUGUUUCAGGUAUGAACAUCGCACUUUUUGUUGCAUUUCUCGUUACAUCCGUGGGUGCAGUUGUUCUGAGCGCAUGGACGUGUGGUGAUACACAUUGGCUUGAAAACGGAGCAAGUAGUAUUGGAAUAUGGAGAAAUUGUGCUGGUGGAACAUGUGAAUAUAUUGAUUCGGGCGAUGGUGGGAGGACUGCUGCAGCAUUCUUGAUACUGGCUUGUUUUCCCCUGUCAUCUCUAGCUAUAAUGACGAUGACAAAUCGGAAGAAUGAAAAAGGAUGGUUUCCCAUUUUUGCUGCCGUGUCAUUCAGUAUUUCAGCUGUUUUUAUCUUGAUUGCUGUAGCAACGUAUGGUGGUACCUACGCCAAUUCUAACCUGUUGUCACAAGGCUACAAUUUAGGAUACAGUUAUGGUCUUGCUUGUGGUGGUCUGGGAUUGUGUUUGAUAGGAAUUGUUCUCGGGUUCGCGAGCAAGGGAGGACAAGAACAAAUCGGAUGAAAUAUCAGAAUGCUUUGAAAUAUCUUAAUUGUUUUUUUUAGUUUGUUACUUAUAGACUACUAUCUCGUGAUUUGCACAUGUUAUAUUGUCGAUAAAGACGGAUUCCAGGGAUUUUAUUUUAGUAGAAUACUCGAAUUUUUACCUAAUAGCGCUUCUAACCUGAUUGUUUACUGUAGUUUGAUAAAAUAAUAAUAAAUUUGAACAAAAGUAAAUUGU
This is a messenger RNA of Styela clava, 720 nucleotides long. NCBI's taxonomy places the organism in Eukaryota, Metazoa, Chordata, Ascidiacea, Stolidobranchia, Styelidae. The record is from RefSeq and is a predicted model, not a curated record.